UGACUGUCAGCACAGGUGACUGUCAGCACAGUCCACCAUCACAGGCAACCAUGCAGAGUCCAUCAUCACAAGAGAUCACGCAGUCCCGGAUUCGCAAACGAGCUCCAGCCUGGUCCGAACGGGAGGUACUGGAUCUCAUUGCAUGUUGGGGAGACGAGUCUGUUAUAGCAGAACUACGUUCCAGAAAAAAGGAAUGCAAAUACGUAUGCUAAAGUCUCCAGGGCCAUGACGGAAAUAGGCUACUCCAGGGACACAAAGCAGUGUCAAACAAAAAUCAAGGAGCUCAGGCAAGUGUACCAAAAAGCCAGGGAGGCGAACAGGCGCUCUGGGUCACAGACCCAUACAUUCUGCUUCUACCAUGAGCCGCAUGCAGUUAUGGGGGGUGACGCCACCACUACCCCACCACUGUCCGUGGACACCUGCAAGGGCGGAGUUGCACGGAACGAGGAGGAAGAGUCAUUGGAGGACAAAGAGGAGGAGGACAGUGCGCAGGCGGCAAGUGGGGAAUGUGUUUUCCCCCCUAGCCAGGAACUAUUCUUAACGCUGGAGUCAAUAGCCUCCCCCACUCUCAAGGUGGGCUCCCGGACCAUGACCCUGGAGCAGGUACUUCUGGUGCAAAUGUUUCAACGUGGCCCCUAUCUACUCCAUCCCAGAGGCUGGUCCAGAUUAGAGGGUGGAAAAAAUGAACUCGGGACAACAUGUUCGCCAAGCUCAUGCAGUCCUCUCGCACUGAUAGGGCCCAGCUGAAUGUGUGGAGGCAAAUAAUUGCAGAGUCCCAUAAAGCAUUACAGGAACACGAAGAGAGGAGGGACGCGCGCAAUAAGAGCAGGCAGGACGCUAUGGUCAAGCUCAUGGGGGAACAAACUGACACGCUCCGCUGUAUGGUAGAUCUAAUGUGGGAAAGCCAGCAAGACCACAGACUGCCACUGCAGCCCCCAUAUAACCUCCCUCCCUCCUCCCCAAGUUCCAUAGCCUCCUCACCCAGACGCCCAAGAACACGAGGGGGGAGGCUACGGGGACCCACACACUCAACCCAGAGGAUCGCCCAAGCAGCAGAAAGCUGGCAUAUGCGAACUUUUGAUUUGGUUUCUGGACUUGUCCUUCCCUCCUCCUCCACCCCCCUAACCCAAUACCGCCCUCCCCCCCUCCCCGGUCUACCUUCUGAUUUCUCUCAAUGUGUUGUGCAACAAAUAAUAAAGAACAGUUUUUAAACAAUUUUGACUUUAUUUUCUUUCAUAUAUAUAGGGGGCAGGUAACUUCAAGAGAAAUAAACACAACUGUUACACCGUACCCUGGCCAGUCAUGAAGCUGGCUUUCAAAGCUUCUCUGAUGCGCAGCGCGCCCUGCUGCACUCUUCUAAUCGCCCUGUUGUCUGUCUGUACGAAAUUGGCUGCCAGGCAAGUUGCCUCAACCUCCCACCCCACCAUAAAUGUCUCCUCCUUACACUCUCAGAUAUUAUGGAGCACACAACAAGCAGCAAUUACAAUUGGAAUAUUGGUUGUGCUGAGAUCUAACCAAGUCAAUGAACUGCACCAGUGCGCUUUCAAACAUCCAAAAGCACAUUCUACCACCAUUCUGCACUUGAUCAGUCUAUAGUUGAACUGCUCCUUACUACUGUCCAGGAUGCCUGUGUAUGGCUUCAUGAGUCAUGGCAUUAAGGGGUAGGCUGGGUCCCCGAGGAUAACUAUAGGCAUUUCAGCAUCCCCAACACUAAUUUUCUGGUCUGGGAAGUAAGUUGUUCAAACAGACCAGAGUUCCUGAAGAUGCGAGCGUCAUUCACCUUUCCCGGCCAUCCCACAUUGAUGUCAGUGAAACGUCCCUUAUGAUCCACCAGUGCUUGCAGAACCAUGGAAAAGUACCCCUUGCGGUUUAUGUACUGGCCGCCCCGUUGUGCCGGGGCCAAGAUAGGGAUAUGCGUUCCGUCUAUCGCCCUGCCGCAGUUAGGGAACCCCAGUGCAUUAAAGCCAUCCACAAUGGUCUGUACAUUUCCCAAAGUCACUACCCUUGAUCGCAGCUAGUCAAUGAUUGUGUUGGCUACUUGCAGCACAGCAGCCCCUACAGUAGUUUUGCCCACUCCAAACUGAUUCCCGACUGACCGGUAGCUGUCGGGCGUUGCAAGCUUCCACAGUGCUAUGGCCACUCGCUUCUCAACUGUGAGGGCUGCUCUCAUUUUGGUGUCUUUGCGCUUCAGGAUAGGGGACAGCAAGUCACAAAGGUCCAUGAAAGUGGCCCUAUGCAUUCGAAAGUUUCGCAGCCACUGGGAAUCAUCCCAGACCUGCAACAUUAUGCGGUCCCACCAGUCUGUGCUUGUUUCCCAGGCCCAGAAUUGGUGUUCCACGGCACGAACCUGGCCCAAUGCCACCAUGAUCUCCCAAUCGCCACAUGCCAUGCUUCUAGGAACGUCUGUGUCCAUGUCCUUAUCAGUAUAGUAAUCGCACUGUUGUCGC
Molecule: messenger RNA, 2447 nt
Organism: Malaclemys terrapin pileata
Lineage: Eukaryota; Metazoa; Chordata; Testudines; Emydidae
Product: myb/SANT-like DNA-binding domain-containing protein 2
Exons: 2
Coding region: 226-747 (173 amino acids)
Source: RefSeq, a predicted model, not a curated record